Messenger RNA from Blepharisma stoltei, 627 nucleotides. The record is from the annotation of a GenBank genome assembly. Lineage: Eukaryota; Ciliophora; Heterotrichea; Heterotrichida; Blepharismidae.
AUGAGCCCAUUAUCAUACGCACUUAUUAAAAGCUCAAGAAGAUGUAUUGAUCAAAUCCUUAACUAUAUUAUAAAUUUAGAAGAUGAUUAUAAAUUGUCUCAUUGUAUUCAUCAGAUACGUGAUGACGUGCCAUUGCUGUUUAAUACAAAGUCUCUAUAUUUGGUUCCCUUUUUGGAAUUUUUAUUUGUGAGAAGAGCUGAUAAAGACAUUAUUGGCUUCUAUGAAAUUAGAGAAGAAUUGCCUAUGACCAUUUUUUCUCCUGUCUCUAAAAUUUAUACAGCUGCUUUUACUAGGGAAAAUGGAACUGAAAAAGAUUCUGCAAAGCAAAAUAUGAUCCUUGUUCAGUUUUGGGGAAGUCCGUUAGGCUACAAUUAUACAGCAGGGUCUGAAGAAAGCUUGCAGCUUUUAAAGAAAAUGAAUGAGUGCGAAACUCAAGGAAUUUUUCAAACUUUAUUUAUACAGUCCCUUAUAAGAGAAAAAUGGGAUUACUUAUGGCCAGCAAUAAUUACGUUUUCAGUUAUAUAUUGGCUUAAUCUUAUCACUAUGAUAUGAUAUAUCUUUGAUCCUAGCAUUUAUAUAUUGACACAUUUUAUGGUACUAAACGGAAUUCUUGCUCUCUAUUACUAA